This is a messenger RNA of Nipponia nippon (crested ibis), 849 nucleotides long. NCBI's taxonomy places the organism in Eukaryota, Metazoa, Chordata, Aves, Pelecaniformes, Threskiornithidae. The record is from RefSeq and is a predicted model, not a curated record.
AUGGUGCCGGCAUCCCGGGGAGUCCUCGCUGCCCACCCAGAAACGUGGCUGGUUCCACUGGUCCCCCUGCGCCAGGGGGAGAUGCCCGUGAUGAUGGUGUUUGGGAGGUUGCUGGCGGCCGAGGUGGUGAAGUUCUUCUUCCCCGCCAUGGUGCAGCUGCACAGCUACGUGCCCGCCAGCUCCACGCCGCAGAAACUGGCCAACUGGGGGCACCUCAACAGGAAAGCGCUGAGUAAGCUGAAUUUCUCCAUCCCGGAGGAGGUGAUCCGGCAGGUCGUGCAGUGCCGGCCGGGCGCGGUGGAGCAGGUGCUGCUCCUGCUGCGGCAGAAGAUCGAGGAGAAGCAGAAGCAGAGCAAGGCGGUGACCGGCCCGGGCCAGGAGCCGGGCCUACGGGCAGCGCUGGAAGAGGUCAGCUACCUGGAGACGGGCUGCUCAAAGGCGAAGAGCGGCGCCGGAGGAGGCUACGCCCAGGAGUCUCCCAGAGCUGCCGGGGUGAAGAAGAGCCGCCACGGCUGCGCCCAGGCUCCCCCGGGGGACGCUGACGUCUGCCUGCAGCUGGCGGAGAGGGAGCAGGCCCUGCUCCUGGCGCAGGAGACCAUCCAGAUCCUGCGGCUGAAGGUGGGGAGGCUGGAGCAGGGCUGGCUGCAUCCCCGAGUGCCGGUGGAGCAGGAGCCGGGGGUGGCUGGGUCACGCCACGGGCUCCUGGUGCUGCCGCUGCUCCUGCCCUGCCUGCGCCCAUCGCUCCCCGGGCUCCGGCGCUCGGCGGAGGCCCCGGAGGAUGGCCUCCUGCCCGUGCCUUUGAAGUUUCGCGCAAGGACGACCGCUGCAGGGACACAUGGCUACGGCUAG